Messenger RNA from Acinonyx jubatus (cheetah), 3914 nucleotides. RefSeq names its product dihydrolipoamide branched chain transacylase E2 (gene DBT). The record is from RefSeq and is a predicted model, not a curated record. The transcript has 8 exons. NCBI's taxonomy places the organism in Eukaryota, Metazoa, Chordata, Mammalia, Carnivora, Felidae. Gene Ontology annotation, molecular function: lipoic acid binding; acetyltransferase activity. Gene Ontology annotation, cellular component: mitochondrion; cytoplasm. The coding region runs from base 1493 to 2398 and encodes 301 amino acids.
UUAGCUGUGUGAACUUGGGCCAAUCCUUCAUCUUUGAAGUAUCAAUUUUUUUAAAUCUAUAAAAUGGGAUACUAACACCUAUCUUAUACAGUUGGAGUAAAGAUUAAGUUAUGAUAUUGUAUAUGUAGUGCAGUAUUUUACCUAUAAUAGGUGCUUGUGGGAGAGGAAAAAUAAUUCACCUACUAACCUUCUGAGUUCUUAGCUGAGACUCUUGUAAUAAAAGACAGAUUAACAAGAGAGAAAGAGAAGUUUAUUAACAUAUGUACAUAGUCAUCUAUACAUGGGAGACACCCAGGGAAAGAUGAGUAACUCAAAGAGGUAGCUUUAGAGUUCAGGCUUAAAUAGCAUUUCUAUAGGGAAAGGGGAAAUGGGAAAAGUCCUCUUAGGGGAGAGUAAGUAGUUUUCAUGGAAGUUGAAUGGGUCCUUAGAGAAUAGAUGGGAGGUAUGACAGUUUGGGACAAAGUUUGCUGACUUCUACUCUCCUCUUUUAUAAGAAUCAAUCUUUCCUGGUGAAUGAAACUCCUAGGGAGGGGAUUUAUGACAGUGGAGUUGCUUCUGGAAGAUCCACCUUUAGGUGUAUGAGAGUUCAGAGAAUGUCUCUGCCUGCAUUUGCUGUUUUUCAAGUGCUUGCAGCUCAAAAUAAUCACUAUACCAAAGUGGCAUAUUUGGGGUGGCAUAUUCUGCUACCCUUCGUGCGCAACACAAGUUGUUUUGUUUUCCCUUUGUCUCCUUCUGGGGAAAUGUGAGAGCUCCACUGGGCCAAUUCAUAGACCAGUGAGGAAGAAUGAAGACACUGUUUCCAUAGGUGGAGCAGUGGAGAAUUGUUACUGGCUUUGAAUCGAAUGUCAAAGCAAAUUCAGUUGCCUGCUUUCAGAGGCUUAGUCUCUAAUGCACUCAUUCCCACAGAGACUUCUGCUAUGCAGCAUUGAUUUCCAAGCAUCAGACUCUGACAAUGAAAUGCUCUCAAACGCUUUUUUAUUUUGGGUUGCAAAAAUACAUGCUAAUAGCCUGGAAAAUACAUGCUAAUAGUCUGGGGUACUUUUUCUUCUAUAGAUAUUCUAGAUUUAGAGAAUGGUCCAACCAAAUUAGCAUUAGCCAUGAAAAUAAAAUCUUCCACAGCAUUCCUUAAGCUGUAUUCAAAGCAGAGAAAAAUUAUAAAUACUUUAUUAUUUGGGGAAAGCAUUUUAAGAUUGUCACAGAUUUUACAUGAUUCUUUCAUGUAAUUUGUCUUACAUUUGACUCUUAUUUUAUGCUAUUUGUAAAUAUGAGAAAUUUAUUAGGAAAGUGUUUAAAAUACAAAAUGUUUAAAACUUAUUGAAGAAGCUUUCAUUUUUUAACUUGUAGCUGCUGCAUGAUUUUUACAGAAAUGAAGUAAACACCAGAUUCAGAAGAAGAUGUUGUUGAAACUCCUGCUGUGUCCCAUGAUGAACACACACACCAAGAGAUAAAGGGCCAGAAAACACUGGCCACCCCUGCAGUUCGCCGCCUAGCAAUGGAAAACAAUAUUAAGCUGAGUGAAGUUGUUGGCUCAGGAAAAGAUGGCAGAAUACUUAAAGAAGAUAUUCUCAACUAUUUGGAAAAGCAGACUGGAGCUAUAUUACCUCCUUCACCAAAAGCUGAAAUCGUGCCACCUCCACCCAAACCAAAAGACAGAACUAUUCCCGUACCAAUAUCAAAGCCUCCAGUAUUCACAGGCAAAGACAAAACAGAACCCAUAAAAGGCUUUCAUAAAGCAAUGGUCAAGACCAUGUCUAUAGCCCUGAAGAUACCUCACUUUGGGUAUUGUGAUGAGGUUGACCUUACUGAACUGGUUAAGUUACGAGAAGAAUUAAAACCCAUUGCUUUUGCCCGUGGAAUUAAACUCUCCUUUUUGCCCUUUUUCUUAAAGGCUGCUUCCUUGGGACUACUACAGUUUCCUAUCCUUAAUGCUUCUGUGGAUGAAAACUGCCAGAACAUAACAUAUAAGGCUUCUCACAACAUUGGGAUAGCAAUGGAUACUGAGCAGGGGUUGAUUGUCCCUAAUGUGAAAAACGUUCAGAUCUGUUCUAUAUUUGAGAUCGCCACUGAGUUGAACCGCCUUCAGAAAUUGGGCUCUGCAGGUCAGCUCAGUACCACUGACCUUACAGGAGGAACAUUUACCCUUUCCAACAUCGGAUCAAUUGGUGGGACCUAUGCCAAACCAGUGAUACUGCCACCCGAAGUAGCAAUUGGGGCUCUCGGAUCCAUCAAGGUCCUUCCCCGAUUUAACGAGAAAGGAGAAGUGUUUAAGGCACAGAUAAUGAACGUGAGCUGGUCAGCUGAUCACAGAAUUAUCGAUGGUGCUACAAUGUCACGCUUCUCUAAUUUGUGGAAAUCCUACUUAGAGAACCCAGCUUUUAUGCUCCUAGAUCUGAAAUGAAGAGUAUAAGGCAUCAUUGAACUUUUUCAGCAUCCAAAGAACAUGUAGAGCCUUGCUGCACAGCACACGUUCUUCGUCACAAUUUGUAUUAUAAAUGAUUUGUAUUGUGUGAUUCAGGUUCCCAGGCACAAUAUUUAUCUAUUUCUGUUAGACAUUUUACAGAAAAUGAAUAACGGUGUAAUAGUUCUCCCGGGGCUGUCACAUUUUGUAGGUCAUAGUGUGACUUCUUACUAUGGUGCUGAGGUCUUUGUGUCCAUGGACUGAAACUAGGAAGAACAACGAAAUUAACGUUACUAAAAGACAGAUUGCAAUAUCUGGUAUUUACCCUAUUUUUUUUUCUUUUCCUCUUUUAAUUUUAGAUUGCCCCUUAAUGAAACUUUUCAAUUACACUUAGUUGGGAAAUGGAAUUUACACACAAAAGUAUCUUUCAUUUCCCCACAAUAAUGCUAACUGUUGUAUAAAAAAGUGCAAUUAUACUUAAACUUUUAAGAUAUCCACGGUUAUGUUGCUUUGUAGAGAUUAUCUGUAAAUGUCUUGUUUAUAUAAACUAGUAUCUUUUAAAAGAGAAAAUUAUAAGCUAAUCUUAAAAAUGCCCAAUUAUAGGGGUGCUUGGCUGGCUCAGUCGGAAAAGCAUGUGACUCCUGAUCUUGAGGUCAUGAGUUCAAGCCCCACCUUGGGCAUAGAGCUUAUUUCAAAACAAAACAAAAAAAAAAAUCCCAGUUAUAGUUUUAUAACCAGUAAGGCUAUCAAAAGUGUUUGCUUAAAAUGAAUAUUCUUUUAGAAUUGGUAACUUUUUGGUGUGUUGUUAGGAAAAAAACCACCUCUGCAAACUUGCCUCAUGUAAGAGAAGUGCUUUAAAUGUAGCAGCCGCUGACAUUGUCUUACAUUUAGAAGUCCAUUGCCUUUUAACUAUUUUUUAUCUUUCUUGUCUUCAGCUAAAACAUAGAAUAGAAUAAGAAAUUAAGAUGUAUUCCAUUCUCCAUAUCCUAAGAUGGAAUGUGCAUAACAAGAGAGAGAAGAGUCUAAUGAGUAAUUAUGGACAUUAAAAUAAUGAAUCUCAUACAGAAAUGAAAGUAUCAUAAUGAUCAUUUUGUAGGAGGCCCACUUUAAUCAGAAAUACCAUCAAGGUGAAUAUAAUCCAGUUUGCAUUCAGAAAUCCAGUUUGCUUCUAAUGUUUUCUAAUUGAUUACUAUAUGUUCAAGUGAAAUUUUGUGAGAAAAAAAGUUGUUUUAAAUCUGCUUGAUUUUUUUUCAAAAUGAAAAUGACCUGUAGAUUAGAAAAUAAUGGAUCAAAUGAAUGUUAUUAUUUUUUAAAUUUAGGUAGUACAAAGAGUCGAAAAUAAAAUAAUCCAUGAUCAUACCACUAUUAACAUUUUGAUCAAGGUAUCUGUAUACAUAGCUAUUCUUUUUAUAAAAAUGAGAUCAUGCUUUAUCUACUAUUUUAUAAUUUGAUUUUUUAAUUUAACAUUAUAUCACAAGUAACUUGACAUGUCAAUAAACAAUUCUACAUUAUCAUA